Molecule: messenger RNA, 987 nt
Organism: Ogataea parapolymorpha DL-1
Lineage: Eukaryota; Fungi; Ascomycota; Pichiomycetes; Pichiales; Pichiaceae
Exons: 1
Coding region: 1-987 (328 amino acids)
Biological process (GO): mitochondrion organization; phospholipid transport
Cellular component (GO): ERMES complex
Molecular function (GO): lipid binding
Source: RefSeq, a predicted model, not a curated record
AUGUCAUUCGAUAUUGAUUGGGAGAGCAUUGCGAAUGACACCAACAUAAAUUCCCAAUUGUUGCACUUUCUGAAUGACAAAUUCUCAUCAAUCGCACUUCCUGAUUACUUGAGUGGCCUGAAGGUGGUAAAAUUCUCUUUGGGACACAAAUCUCCCGAGCUCACAAUCAGAGAUAUAGAUCAGCCGUUUGAGGAGUUCUAUUCCGAAAUUGAGCCAAUCGCGCCGCCUAAGCCCAAACCAGUACCGGUUACACCUCUAAAAGCAUCUUCUAAAGCUCAGUUCGAUGUUUCUCGAAGCCCUUCUCCGGCGAGUGUGUUGGUUGGGGGUCUUUCGAGCCCGGUGGGAACUCCUCGCGGGUCUCUUUUGCUCCCACGAACUAACUCCUAUGGCCUGGGCCUAGGAGCAUUUGGUUUGCGGGAAAUCCACGAGGAACCCGAAUCUAAUCCUAUUCGGGAGCCAGAAAAGAAAGACACCCGGAGAUCAGACAACGAUAUACAGUUCAGUCUUGAUUUCAAACUUAACUCCGACAUAUACAUCGAGGUGGUUUGUAACCUACUAAUCAACUAUCCUACCCACGAAUUUAUCAAGCUCCCCGUUCGACUGAAGAUUACUGACCUCCAGAUCCACUCUCUGGCAGUGGUGGCAUACGUACAAAAGCAUGUGUUUAUUACCUUUUUAUGCGACAUCGACGAUGAGGAAACUGCCCAUGACUCAGCUGAGGAGACUCGUCAGGACUCGCGCAAGUCGUCGGUGUCCGAAAUACCACCCACGGUCCUCUCAUCGCGCGAUAGGAUAGACAUAAUUCGCAAUCUAAAAAUUGAAGGAGAACUCGGAAGUUAUCAAGACACUCCUUCUCUAAAUCAAGGCUCUAUUUUAAGAAAUAUUGGCAAGAUCGAGAAAUUCCUCGUUGGCGCAAUAAGACAUAUCCUAAUAGAAGAGCUGGCUUGGCCAAGCUGGAUCGAGCUGGACCUAACCGAAGAUUCUUAA